GAGAGAGAGAGAGAGAGAGAGAGAGAGAGAGAAUGCGCGCGCACUCGUUAUAUCAGUGCACGAGCCACGUAAAGGCGGAGACAGCCUGCUUCACCUCUCCUCUUCAUUAUGAACUUCUUAGUCAAUUCGCCAUCGAUGCAGUGCCACAUCCGCAUCCACAUCCGCCCGUGCUGAAGCUGAGUCUAGCAAACCGGGAUCCACGAGGGCUGAGAUCCAGAUAAGCGAUUAUGUAGGCUACAGAGCGGACAUGCCCAGACCACCACCACCACCACCAUCAUCAUCAUCACCGCCUCCUCCUCCUCCUCCUGCUCUUGCUCCUGCUGCUGCUGCUUGGUCCCGGUGUGUGUUCACCUUCAGCGCGACACACCGAGCGGAUGCCGAGGAUCAGCGAGACAUGAUGGAAAAUAGCCUCACACACCUGGAGGAAAUACGCACCCCAUUUCGGAUUAAAAAUACAACUCUUAGCACUUUGCACCUGCGCGGCUUAUGAAUACGCUGCGUUCACAAAUUUAAGAUAGGAACUUUAAGGUCUCCUAGCUUACCUCUGAUUUAAAAGGGGAAAGAUUGACGGCCUGAGGACGGAGGCGUGUGUGUCUCAUUUCGUUUAGGAUGCAUCGGAGAUGACGCGCAGUUUCCAAAAGACGCAUAAGUUUCUGUUGUAAAGCGCCUGCAUGCCGCAUAGACGCCGGCUCAGCGUGUUUCUCCCCGAUGGUGUGUGUGUGUGUGUGUGUGUGUGUGUGUGUGUGUGUGUGUGUAACAGGGGUGUGUUACAGCUGCAUAUUGCGUAACUAAAAUCCCAAGACUUUUUCCUUGGUCUUCUCAGCCUCUUAGCUUCACGCCACUGGAUGCUCACGUGCACGAGCAAGGCAUUCAUAUACAGAUUAAUAUCAUAUCGCUGCUCCAUCCGGACUAAUAGCUGGUACGUCAUUCAUUGCAGAGACCCUGGUGUCAAACCACAAGUUGAUGCUGGGGACCCCUGAUUAUGUUGAUGAUGAUGAUGAUGAUGAUGAUGAUGGUGCACACGUGCUCGAAGAGGCCCGCCGCCCGCAUGCCUUCUCCGCACGCGCGCUAGGAUGUUGCGGCAAGUGGUGCGCGAGGGGCUGCGGGCGUCCUUCUACAAGCUGGGCCACUUCGUCGCCAACCACCCGGUGUUCUUCGCCUCGGCGCCCGUGCUCCUCUCGGUGCUGCUCGGCGCCAGUUUCAGCAGGUACCGUGUGGAGGAGGAAGUGGAGCGCCUGCUGGCCCCCAAACACAGUCUGGCGAAGAUCGAGGGCAACCUGGUGGACAGCCUGUUCCCCGUCAACCGCUCCAAACACACCCUCUACUCAGACCUGCAGACACCCGGCAGGUACGGGCGUGUGAUCGUGACCUCGCGCAGGGGCAGCGUGCUCGAGCCUCACAACGUUGACCUCGUCCUGAAGCUUCACAGUGCCAUCACCCACAUCCAGGUUCCGAUGCUGGGCUUCAACUACACAUUUGCUCACCUCUGCCUGCUGGACGAUAGCAAGAACUGCAUCAUAGAUGACAUCCUGCGAAUGCUGGAGGAGAUGCGAACAGCCCGCGUCUCGAACCGGACCGUUCCGCCGCUGCGCUACCCUAUCACACGACUCAAGGAUGGGCGAGAGGCCUACGUCGGACACCAACUCGGCGGGGUGCAGACGGUGGGCAGUGGUCGAGAAGGUGUCCGCGCUGCCCGCGCUCUCCAGCUCACCUACUACUUGCAGGUCGCCAGUGCGCUGAACGAGGUGGUGGCGACUCGCUGGGAGCUGCUGUUCUGCCGUGAGUUGGAGAGCUUCAGCGCAGCACACCCCGAGCUCGGGCUGUACCCGUUCACCUCGUCCUCGCUGCAGCGGGACUUUCAGAGGACAAGUCGCGUAUCCGAACGCCCGCUGCUCUUCAGCCUGGCUGCAUGCCUCUCGCUCGCUGUAGUUUGCUCUUCUAUGAGAGACUGCGUACGCACCAAACCCUGGUUGGGAAUCCUGGCGUUGGUCACCGUCAGCCUCGCGACUCUCACCUCCGCCGGGAUCUUUAACCUCACUGGAGGAAAAUACAACUCCACGUACCUUGGCAUUCCUUUCAUCAUGCUGGGUCAUGGCUUGUUUGGCACAUUCGAGAUGCUGUCUUCCUGGCGACGGACCCGUGAGGACCAGCAUGUAAAAGAGCGAGUGGCUGCUGUAUUCUCAGACUGCAUGCUUCCCUUCACAGCCAGCACCGCCCUUCACCUUGUCACCUUUGGCAUCGGCGCCAGCCCGUUCACGAACAUCGAGGCCGUGCGCCUGUUCUGCCGCAUUGCCUGCAUUUCCAUCCUCUUCAACUACCUCUACAUCCUCACCUUCUAUGGGUCUAACCUGGUUUUUGCAGGUUACCUCGAAAACAACUAUCGUCACAGCCUGUUCUGCAGACGCGUACCCAAGCCUGAUUUACUGCAACAAAAGCCAGCUUGGUAUCGCUUCCUGAUGUACACGCAUUACAACGAGGACGCGUCUGAAUCCGGUGACCUACGUGUCUAUGAGAACCAUCUCCUGGUGGCCUUCAUGAAGCGCUACUAUUGUGACUGGAUUACCAACACUUAUGUCAAACCCUUUGUAGUGCUUUUUUAUUUAGUAUACAUCUCCUUUGCAUUGAUGGGUUAUUUACAGGUGAGUGAAGGCUCAGAUCUCAGUAACGUUGUCGCCACAGGGACCAGUACCAUCGCGUACACCCGGGCACAACAGCGCUACUUUAGUAGUUACAGCCCUGUGAUUGGCUUCUACAUCUAUGAAUCUAUUGAGUACUGGAACACCAGUGUACAGGACGACCUCCUUGAGUACACCAAAGGGUUUGAGCGAAUCUCCUGGUUUGAGAGUUACCUAAACUAUCUGCAUGGUCUAAACAUAACGACCAGCCUUUCGCGCAGAAACUUCACAGAGCAUCUGCGCUCAGGCUUCCUCCGCCAGCCCCGCUACCUCCAUUUCUCAGAUGACAUCAUAUUCGCCAAGCGGACCGAUGGAGAGUUCGACGUAGUGGCUUCCCGGAUGUUCCUGGUGGCCAAGACGACGGAGAACAAGCGAGAGGAGAUGUCUAUUUUGUUAGACACACUGCGCAAGCUCUCACUGACCUCCAGGGUGAAGUUCAUCAUCUUCAACCCUUCUUUUGUGUACAUGGACCGCUACGCAUCAUCAGUAGGUGCGCCGUUGAAGAACUCAUGCAUUGCUGCUCUGUUCUUGCUCUUCUUUUCUAGUUUUUUGGCGGCCGAUCCUCUGGUGAACGCCUGGAUAACUGUGACGGUGGCCUCUGUGGAAUUUGGUGUGGUUGGGUUUAUGACACUGUGGCAGGUGGAGUUAGACUGCGUGUCAGUGCUGUGCCUGAUUUAUGGGGUUAACUACGCCGUGGACUCAAGCGUGCCUCUAGUGUCAGCCUUCGCUCUGGGACGGGAAUCGACGCGUACGCGAUGGGUCAAGGUGUCCCUGGAGCGGCACGGGGUCCCUGCUUUGCAGAGUUACAUGUGCUAUGGGGCAGCAUUGUUGCCUUUAGCAGCUGUUCCAUCAAACCUUACUCACACGCUAUUCAGGUGUUUUUUCCUCACUGCCCUCAUCACCGCCUUCCACUGCCUGGCUAUCCUUCCAGUCCUCCUGACAUUCUUACCCCCCUCCAAGAAAAAGAGGAGGGAAAGGAAAAGCAUGGCUGAGCACCAGGAAGAGAUUGAAUGCGUCGAGAUGGCAGACAGUACCCGAGUGGUCGAUCAGAUUACCACCGUCUGAGCAAAAUGACAAAAUGUGAAGUGUGACAAAGAGUAACAGCAGGGCUUGGGCUCACAGGGUCCAUCAAGCCCUGGAAGAAAAAGUCACGUAACCUGAGCAAAAGAAUUUGAGCUCUCUUGUUGGAACUAGAGUUUGUUGUCAUGGUAAAAAGUGCUAGAAAGGUCUUGCCAUUAACACAAGGCUAGGUUGUCAUGGUGAAAGCCCUGUGAAGGUUGUGCUGCACAUCUUCCAUCCCUGGGUGGAUGGUAAGAGAUGGUCUUUGUUCAGUCAGCUGAAUGAGCCAAAAAAUUUUUUGGCCAGCUGUGGAUAAUUACAGAGCAGCUCCAGGAUUAGCAGCUGAAUGCUCCCAACGAGGUUUCGCCUUAAUGCAGUUUAGACGCACAUAUAUGCUAUACAAACCAUUACAACAUUACUGUGAUAUUAAAAUAUAAAAACAUAAACCCCACCACUCGUAUUUACAGGUGGUCAGGGAGUCCUCAUUGCUAAAUCAAGGCAGCCGUAGUUGUUUUAUGAAUAGCCAUGUCAUCUUUAUUAGCCAUAUCAAUUCAAUCUCUUGCUAAUGUGUCAUUUCAAAACUUCAUUUGCCGGCACUGAUUUUUUCUUUCAGUAUUAGAUGGAAUAACAGUUGAUACCUGGUGGAGAUAGAUGCAGAUGCGCACUCGCAGGUCAUGGUGAACUGCAUCGCUUCCAUGGUAACCCCUCGUAUCUCCACGCCUGUCACAAUUUAGUGUUAGAUUAUACUGUAAAUACAUAAUUUCAUUACCCUCGAGCAUUCAGUCAGUCCAUAAUAGCUCCUAAUGGGAAUCGAUGGCUGAUUAAAUUAUGCAGGCUUGUGGGUUGUAAAUAACCUACAAAUGAGUUCAUCCCAUAGUUUCUGGAGUGCGUUUCUCCUCCUCAGAAAGAAACAACAAAAAACAUUGAACAUCACACUGUUACACACAUUGCUCAUCAUCAAUAUGUAUGAGCCAGAAUCACUCUCUUUGUCUCCUUGCCCUCUCGGUAUGAGAGGCACAAAGGAGGGAGAAGAUAAGGACAGAGAGUGAAAGAGAGACAGACAGAGAAUAACAGAAAUCACAGGUUUGGUUUAUAUGAAUGCGCUCGGUCUAUUAUGGUAUAAUUUCUACAGUAACAGCCCAUUCACAGGUCCUCUUAUGGCAAGACACUCAACACAAACAGACGAACGAGCACGUGUAAUCGUAGAGAUGGUGAAGUUUUUCUGUGAGACGUUUGUUUAACGUUUAUGGAAGGAGUCUCCAGUGUCGGCGCUUUGUAACAGUCAGAGGUAACAUCUUCAGGACAGAGGAGUUUUUACGCUUUCUCUGUAACACGCGUAACAAGCUGCGUUUCUCGUCUUGUUAACUUCAUGAGAGAGAAUAGAGAGAGGGCAGGUGAAGGUAAAACUGUUUAUAGCUGCUAUAACGUAAGUGAGAACAGGACCUAACUCGUUUCAAUGAUACGUUAAAUGUACCUACAAACUAUAAACGGAUAAAAAAAGGUAUGUCAUAAAGUCAUUUGUAGGUUAAUCAUUUUCAGAUUGCUGUGGUAUUUGAGGAAUAAAAGACAUCAGGAUGUGCUGUUAGAGGAAAAUAAUCAACUCUUAGAGAGGUAGCAGUAAUUCUGUCACUUCUAAUUUUACUAUAACAGCAUGUAAACAUGCCGUUAUUGUAGAGCGCCAUGGAAACGCAGAGCCUGGGGUGUUGUGAAUCUGUUCACAGCUCCUCUGGCAGGUCACCAACAGCUGCUCUUCUUGUUCACAACACCGCUGGAGCUCAUCAUGGAGGAAAUCCUUACGUGAAAAACAGAAAAAAUAAAAAUCGAGCUGAGUUUUUAUACCUGCUGCUGGCUGUUCUGAGCUCAGCCACAAUCUGCUUUACUGUUUUUACAUUUACAACAUCACUAAACAUCUCAUCUCCUAGCGUAUAGUAUCUCAUAUCUCUCUCUACAUGUUUGGUAUUUAGGCUGGUGAAAGCAUUUCAAUCACUUACACCUUCUCAGUCCAGUUCUAGGUCAGAUUGUACCAUUAUACAGUUAAUCUAGGCUAGGCUGAACCCAAAACUUCAUCAGGUUAUACCAUUUUAUUUCGUACUGUAGAAGUGAAGAAUGAUGUCAUUCUGUGUGUAACGACCUAAAUUUAUUUCACUCUGUCCCGAUAUGAAGAAACUGUACUUGAAGAAAGUGUUACCCUUUAACAGAUAAUCUUGUUUUUUUUUUUGUUGUUGUUGUUGUAAUAUUUAUUUUAUAAAUGAAUCCAUUUCCAGUUCAGUUUUAUUUAUAUAGCACUUUUAACAAUGUCCCAAAACAGCGUUUCAGAAAGAUAUCAAUUCAGAAUAUAGAUUUUUAAAUGUAUGAAAUGAUCUAUUUUACAUCACGUGCUCUGUUUGUCAGCGUAGCCUCUGAUUUUAGCUGCUGAUUUUAAAAGUAUAAUGCACAUCUGUAGUAACGUACCUCCGUCUCGGUUCCUGAGCAAAGUACAAACACACCGGAUUAGGGGGCAGAGGGUCUCCGAGACUGGAAAGGAGAAAUCCUCAGAAACCCUGCUGUAGAAAAUAGACCAAUCCUAGAAGAUUUAAUCACAUUGAUCAUGCCCUUGAUUGAUUUUUGUUUGUUUGGUUGUUUUUGACUGAACUUGAUAUUUCACACAGAGAACACAGGAUAUUGAUGAAAAGGAAAGAUAGAUCGGUUUUGUAUCUAUUUGUAUAAAAUCCAAACUAUUAAAGCAAAGCGGAGCA
Messenger RNA from Ictalurus punctatus (channel catfish), 6469 nucleotides. It is a transcript of the gene ptchd1, whose product is annotated as patched domain containing 1. The record is from RefSeq and is a predicted model, not a curated record. The transcript is spliced from 3 exons. Gene Ontology annotation, biological process: cognition; chemical synaptic transmission. NCBI's taxonomy places the organism in Eukaryota, Metazoa, Chordata, Actinopteri, Siluriformes, Ictaluridae. The coding region runs from base 1074 to 3740 and encodes 888 amino acids. Gene Ontology annotation, cellular component: plasma membrane; synapse.